Messenger RNA from Psilocybe cubensis, 1470 nucleotides. RefSeq lists its product as uncharacterized. NCBI's taxonomy places the organism in Eukaryota, Fungi, Basidiomycota, Agaricomycetes, Agaricales, Agrocybaceae. The transcript has 3 exons. The coding region runs from base 1 to 1470 and encodes 489 amino acids. The record is from RefSeq and is a predicted model, not a curated record.
AUGUCUCGCUGGAUUAUGAUCGAUAACACGAGCCCCUACAUUGCAUACGAAGGCGCAUGGACCGCAUAUCAAGGCUCACAGUUCGAUGGAAUGGGCUGCUACGGCGCGCCAUUCAACAAUACUUUACACGGAACAGCGUCGAACAGCAGUGUUUCAUUCAAAUUCCAUGAGAUAGGCUCUGCCGUCAUCGUAUAUGGGACCCAGCAGUACAACAGCACCGACCUCUCAACGCCCGUCACCAACCCUUCCUGGGAGUGCUUUAUUGACGGCCUUAGUGGGCCCAUAGUGGCGCAGCCCGGCUCAGCCGUCUUCGGGAACAACAUUCCAUUGUGUGCGGUAUCCGGGUUGCAAGACGGUUCAGAGCACACAAUCACGACUCGCGCGCGUGUUGAAGGGGAUCGCACGUUCUGGUUCGACUAUGUCAGGUAUUUACCAUCAGCCAGUGUGCCACUAGACAACGCGACACUGUGGAUUGACGCGGGGGACUCCCAGAUCCAGUAUAGCACUGGGUGGGAGAGCGCGUCCGCGCUCACAAACAAUGAGAAUGGGUUUCCAAAGGUGGUAAAUACAGCAGGUCCAGCGCUGGAGUUCAGUUUUGUCGGAAACAUGAUAUCCUGGUAUGCAGCAUCUUUGAACCCGAACUUGAACAGAAAGGGGUCGGCGUCGUUCAGCAUUGACAACGGUACCUUGACGACAUUCGGUGUAUUCGACCACCCAACGAUAUCAAAUGCAAUUCUGCCUUCCAAUAUACUUCUCUUCCACGCAUCUAUACCGUCUUCACCCACUCAGAAAUCCCACAAGCUGCAAGUGGCAUAUGAUUCCACCUCGAAGGAUACGCAGGUUGUGCAGCCACUGUCACUCGACCACCUGAUUGUUCAGAACGGGACAGGUGUGGGCCCAUUCGGGCCUCAAGUUCCCGACGGUUCAACAAGCCCGCCCUCAAACAAUGCUGUUGCCUCCCACAAAUUGUUAGUCUCGCAAUUAGGUAUAAUUUUAGGUAACCUCCUUGGCGGCCUGGUGCUCAUUGGUACAGUGUUGAGCCUCGUAUGGUAUUACCACCACCUACGCCAGCAGCGAUGUGACAUGAACACAACCAUUCAUGGCACAUUUGAACGUGGUGAGGACGAUGGGGACGCUGCGACUGGGAUUAACCUCAGCAAGCGAUCGACACUUGUGCGGCCGUAUACUCUUUCUCGAGUCAGCAUCGAUGGUACAGAUAGAAGGCCCCGGAGGCCACAUUUAAAGACGGAUGAAGCGGGAGUUACACCCACCCCACGAGUGCUAGGUGAUCCACCUAGAGAACGACGCAUCUCGUGUCCUCCCUCGCUUUCACCUCCUUCCAACAUUCUCGGCAACAGUGUGCGAGACGAGGAUAGCGGAAUUAGACUGCGCAAUGGGGUUGAUCCUCUGCAUAACAACGUAAACUGGGGGGGAAUUGUCGUAUUGCCCCCCGAGUACACCCCUUCUUGA